AUGUUCUCAGACAGCGGCGGAUGUGUUCGCAAAAGCGUCGCCAUGACGCUAAGGCUCUCGCCCAUGAAGAGGGUCCAGAGUUCACCCAAUCUGGCCUCAGGGGGUGAUCCUCACUCAACAGACUACAGUUCUUGGCGGUCUCACAGCGCAACCGAUGGCCUUAAGAACGGCGACUCCAUCAGCUCGUCUCUGGCCGCCAAAGGCUUCCGCAGCGUCAGGCCCAACUUGCAGGACCGAAAAUCCCAGGCCCCCCUCCCCCUUGACUCCACAGCACGUCACUCCCCCUUUCUGAGCCGCAGCUCCGAAUCUCUCGACUACCCGUCGGGCCUAAUGUCCAAGGGGCUGUCACCCAGCCCGUAUGUCGCGAGCGCGGCCGCGUCGCCCCCCGCCUCCCCCGUGACCGUCUCGGCUCUCAGCCACUACUCCUCCUCCACGGCGGGUCUGCUGGACGAGCUGCAGAUCUGUAGCCUGGACUCGCCCGGCGCUUCUCCCACGCCGUCGCCCACCCUCAGCCACGUCUCGGUCUUCACCGCCGCUGGGCCCGACGACGCGCUAACAGCCGCCGCAGCAGCAGCCACUGUCACUAACGGCCAGGUGCUCUCUCAUGCUAUGAACGGCGGCACGGGGCACAGCACCAGGCCGCUUUCGCCGCCAUCAUACCCGCCGCCGCCCGCUUCAUUCCGUACCGGACUCCUGAGGCAGAGCCACACCUCUGAAGGCAGCGAGGCGUUUACCCGAGAGUCCGUAGUGUCGGGCGACGCCAGCUUCACCAGCACCGUGCCCAUCGCCCGCUUCUCCGAGGAGGAAACCAAGGUGUCCGUCAUCAAAGCCCCCCACUACGAAGGCAUCGGACCCGUGGACGAGUCGGGCAUCCCCAUCGCCAUCCGCACGACGGUGGAUCGGCCCAAGGACUGGUACAAAACCAUGUUCAAACAGAUCCACAAGGUCCACAAAGCGGACGACGACUAUUCGGACACCUACAGCGCGACCUACGCCAUCGUUAACAAUGACGACUACGCCGUGCCGCCAAACGCCACCUUGGCCCACCCGGCCCCACGCACGCACACGUACAGGCCGCUCGCCAAGAGCCUGUCGGACAGCGGCGGACUACGCCACGCCGCCCGGGAUCCCUCGCCCGUGCCCCCGCCUCCGCCGCCGCCCGCACCCUCCUUGCUGCAGUUGAGAGCACGAGACAGCGACCGUGACAGAGACACGCCGGAUAUGAACGAAUGGGGUCCACCCGACAGGAAAGUGGACACGCGAAAGUACCGCGCUGAGCCGAGGAGUAUUUUUGAAUAUGAACCAGGGAAGUCCUCCAUUUUAGAGCACGAAAGAGCUACCUAUGAUGACAUAGAUUUAGAGAACGAGCCUUGGUAUAAGUUCUUUUCCGAGCUGGAGUUUGGCCGCCCGCCUCCUAAAAAACGGCUGGAUUAUAAUCCAGACGUCUCGGCUCGCCAGCGCAUUGAGGCGACCCUGCUGGUCGCUCCUGCCGACAAGCCCCACGAAAGACCUUUGAGCGCUGCCAGCGACUACAGAAAGCGAAGGAAGUCGGAGCCUGCCGGCCCCCAGGCGAACUCUCUGCCGCAGCCAAGGCAAGCGGCGACGUCGCCCAAAGCGCCCGACGCCAGCAGGUCCGCCGGCGGCGCCCCCAAGAAGCCCGUCGCUCGCUCCUCGCCGUCCUCGCCCUCACGCAGCAAAGGUGGGGCCGCAUGCGUCAUGUAUUCAAACACUUUGACCUCUCCGGGUCCUUGCUGUCACUCCUCCCUGCCCCCGGUUCCGCUACGUUUCCCAGAGGAGGCGCCGGCGUCCUCCUGCGAGGAGGCUCCAGUGCCGCCCCCGCCCAGCAGCAAGCUCAGGUCGCGGAGCUGCGACGACUUGCUGGGCGACAGUCCAAGCCGGCGUCGCGCCUGCCGUUCGGAAAGCGCCGGCUCGCUGCUGUGCGACCGCUCGGGCUCCAAUGGGUCGGUGGGCUCGGUGCCGCGCCUCCGCCGCCGGCUGCCGCACGACUCCCCGGCUUUCCUCAAGCUCUACCGCAAGAUGCACCACAUCGACAGGGCUCACCUGCUCCCGUCCGACGUGAUCCGUUCGGUCCGCGCUCGCAUCCUAGAGCUGGAGCAGCAGCCCCAUCUGCACCUGCACCGCCUCUCGCCUUGGGCGCCCUCUGGUGGAUCGGAGGUGCCGCGCGACACCGUGCCCACGCGCAUCUCCACCUUUGAGAGUCUUAUCGGGAAGUCCAAAUCCAUGCCCAACUUGGGAGACAGCGAGGCGGCGUCGGGCGCCACCACGCCAGGUGGCUCGUCGUCCCGAGCGAGCAGCGGCGGCGCCACGCCAAGUUUUCCAAAACGCCGUUUCUCCAUCGAGUCUCUACUGGAGGAGGACGACGGCGGCAAUCAGCCGGCACCUCGCGCCACGGACCAGUCGCGCAAACCUCGUAGCCCACCCGAGGGUCAGCCUCGCGUGGGGCCCGAACCCAACCGCGGGGGCUCCUCCCUGGCUCCCCCCGCCCCACGAGUGCCGCAAGCCGACUAUUCGGACAGCGAGCAAGAUGCCAUCGCCUCGGACCUCAGCGACUUCAUCCAAGUGGAGGGCUCUUCCUUUUGCAGCGAGAGCGACUUUGACCACUGCUCGUUGACGUCCUCUGAGAGCUUGUACGGCUCCGCCAUUCUGCACCAACGUCAUCACCUUCACCGCCAUCACCACCCUGGCCACCAGAGCGUGGGCCAGAACCAGGGCUACCAACAUAGACACCUCAUUAGCUCUUGCAAGGGUCGCUGCCCGGCCUCCUACACCCGCUUCACCACCAUGCUCCGGCACGAGCGUCAGCGGGCCCGUCAGGACCCUCAGAGACCUCCGCCUCCGAGUCGCAGCAUCCGCUCCCUGGUCCAGAGCGCCGAGUCCCAGCAGUCCAUGUCCAAGCUGGCCUACUUGGUCAGCCCAGUGCCUUUUCACAAGAAAAAGGGCGGCGGCAGCAGCGGUCACAGUCGCGGAAGCAGGCCAAAAUCCAAGCAGGCCAUCUACGAAGCGCUGGACGCCGCCCUGAGGGACAUCUACGAGCACAUCCGAGCCGAGCGUGGUCACAGGGGCGCCGGGACCGCCGACGACAGCAUCCUGAGGAGAAUACUCUCCGAGCUGCUGCCCAGCGUGCCUGAAAGAAGCUCCUCGUUGCCAGGAAGGAGGUGUUGGCACGAGGCCGGCCCAGACGGGUACGCCUCGCACCGGGGCGAUCCACUCACGCCGCAGUUGCAGUCCCCCCGAAUCCGGUCGCCAGUCAGUGCCUGUUACGGACGCCAUUUGGACGCCACCAACUGUAAUGAUUACGCGGAGGAGCAUGGCAAUGAGAAUGGUGUUUUCUAUUCAGACCAGGAUGUGCCCACCAGAAGUUAUUCCACUAUGGACGGGCGCCGCACACCCCAGAAUCGAAGAGGAGGUCCUGAGAGAGAGGUAUCCCAUAAACAGAUGACACAACUCAUUCUGUUCUCUCUCCUCCAUCAGAAGCAGCCCGCUCGAGCUAUUUACGACUUUAAGGCGCAGACGGCUAAGGAGCUGACGUUCAAAAAAGGCGACGCGGUCAACAUCAUCAGGCAGAUUGACAGCAACUGGUACGAAGGCGAGCACAGAGGUCGGGUGGGGAUAUUCCCAAUAGCUUACGUGGAGAAGAUGGCGUCUUUGGAGAAGCCGCAGCCCAGCCGCCCGCCUCCGCCCGCCCACGUCCGGGAGAUCGGAGAGGCCGUGGCCCGCUACAACUUCAACGCUGACACCAACGUGGAGCUGUCUCUCAGAAAGGGCGAAAGAGUGAUCGUGAUCCGGCAGGUGGACCAGAACUGGUACGAGGGCAAGAUCCCAGACACCACCAAACAGGGCAUCUUUCCCGUAGCCUACGUGGACCUGCUCAAGCGCUCGCCCUCCAAAACCUCCGUCCACCACCUCCACCACGUGGACCCCCACGGUUACCACGGCAACAGGACAUCCAGCUCCACGCCCGUCAAACCUUUCUCGCAUCUACCCCCUCCAUCCCCCACCCCCCUCCACGACCGCCCGUCCACGCUGCUGCGGGCGGUCACCCACGAGUGGCUCUCCCUCACCGUGGACGCCCCCCACGCCCUCUCGGCCACGCCCGCACCCCCCACUCCGCCCCCUCUCCCCGGUCAUCUCGCUCUGUCUGUCCACGAGCCUCCCGCCGCCGAGUAUCCCUCUGACGUUUUAGGGCGUAGCGCGGGCGAGCGGUCGCCCGUGGCGAAGCCGAGCGAGUUGCCGAGAGCGGCGUCGGAGCCCUUGGCGCCUCCGAGCCGCUUUGACGUCCAGCUCAGUGUCGCGGACCCUUACGAUGAGCUCCUCUCUGUAAUUCCCGAUGACCCGGAUGGGUCACCGGCAUGUUCCGCCACUAAACUUCGAUUUGACAAAUCUCAGCCUGAAGCAAUUGGAUCAACAGAACACGAGCGUUUGAGAGCCCGUGUCCCGAACGAAACCCCAGUUGAGUCUCAGAGGCCUCGGUCAACAAGGGGGAAGGCCGUUAUUGAGUUAUUCAUUCAGGAAGAAGAAGAUGAGGAGGAGGCUAGAGAGGAUGAGGAAGAUGUUUUUACAGGCAGACUCGGUACACAGGCUGACGUCUGUUCCCCCACUCGCUCACCUUCUCCUCCCACCGGCCCCCCGUCACUUUCCUCGCCGCGCCCCGUGCACUCUCCCCCGGCCUCCCCCCGACCUCGGCCCCCUCCCCUGCCCAUCUUCUCCACGUCGCCUCCCGUCUCGCCCUCUCCCCCCUUGUCGCCUCUCCACUCCCCAGAGCCACUGACUCCCCCCCACACUGCCAGGUCUCCCUCGUCCACCUCCCCCCCGCUCCCCACUUGCCGCCGCUCCCCCCCGGCUGUGCCCCACCCGGGGCGUAGGUCUCCCAAGAUGAAGGAUCCAGUGGUGGGUGGGAAGCCGCCUCGUAGCCCCAUCUUGUCUCGGAGGCCCGCUAGAGGUCGAAGGCGAUUAGUCCAAGAAGCUCUCCACGGCGGAGGAGACCCCUUCCAGGCCGUGUACAACUACACACCGCGUAACGAAGACGAGCUGGAACUGAGGGAGGGCGACAUCAUCGACGUGAUGGAGAAGUGUGACGACGGAUGGUUUGUCGGGACAUCUCGCCGAAGCAAGUUGUUUGGAACCUUCCCAGGAAACUAUGUGAAGCCGCUACCGUGAAUGAUUCCUGCCACCCUCCACCUUCAGCACACAAGUGCGUGUACGUAUGGCGACGCAGCUCUCACUAGCCAUCUUCAACAGAAGACCUCGUUGGUACAAUUUUUGGUUGUUUUCAACUCUUUGUUUUUCGGACAAGACAAAAAAUGACGACAAUGGCGAAGGGGGAAAAAAAGCCCACAACACUUUUUUGUUGGUGUUUGCAACACACUUUUUUUCUUCUUCUUGUUUUUUCAAAACAAUUCUCACCCCAAAGACAUUCGACAAUGAAUUCUGUGUUAUGUUACGUAAAUGUCACCGGUUCACCGUUACCACUAGUGUUGAUGCACUUUAACCAAUUUGUGUUUGUUUGUUUAAUGUCAGAUUUCACCUCGGAAGAAGAAGAAAGUGUGUCCGUGUCAGAGGGCUUGCCACAUUUUCACUUUUUGUAUUUAUGGGCGCUCCAACACUAGAGGAAGAUUGUAGCUUUGUUUUUGCUUUAUUUACGAUUGUUGGUGAAUUCAACCGAACCCAUUUUGGAACCAUUGCUUCUAUUAAUAGGCGCCAUCCCAGAAAAAGCAAGAUUGAUAUUUUUGUUUUAUAUAUACACAUUUACGUGAAUGUAGUACGUCUAAAUUGUUAGAUUUUUUUUUAAAUGCAAAAAUAAUUAUUUUGUGUUUUGGAUAUAUGUUUUAAAUUAUAUUUGGAGUGUUUUUUGGUCAACUAUACAGUAGUGCGCUGAUUAAGAAAAGCUAUCAUGAUUGGAAGCUGUCACUUUAGUUGUCUGGAUGACACAAAUUUGCAGACUCGUAUAUUUUGAAGCACAUUUUAGCUGUGAAGGCACACCAAGGAAUUUUAUUUUAUUUUAUUUUGGGACACUAUCAUUGAAGCACCUUAAGAUAUAUUAUUUUUAUCAUAAAUUCACAUUGUGUUGCUCACAUUUCAGUGCGUGUGUGUUUUCAAAGCCUUUUGUAUGUCGUCCACAUCCACCUGCUUUAUAAAACACUAACUUGAUUAUUUUCUCCCUAUUGUUCUUUCCCAUCAACAGCGCCAUCUUGUGGGGGUUUUCUACACCAUUUUCUGAGACUGAUAUCGCCUUAAAAAAAAAACUAGCUCAAUAGCCAUGUAAUGUGAUAAAUGCAAAAAAAUACCUAAAGAAUAAUGUAGUGGAAACCGCUUAUUUGUAAACAAACCACACAUGUACACACACACAAGUGUCAAGUAUUUCUACUUUUCAUUUUACGGGGCUGUAUUAUUAUUAAUAAACGCUUAGAUUUAU
Syngnathus typhle (broad-nosed pipefish) is the source of this 6433-nucleotide messenger RNA. It is a transcript of the gene sorbs2a, whose product is annotated as sorbin and SH3 domain containing 2a. The record is from RefSeq and is a predicted model, not a curated record. Bases 1 to 5178 code for a protein of 1725 amino acids. Gene Ontology annotation, cellular component: plasma membrane. Gene Ontology annotation, molecular function: protein binding. The transcript is spliced from 26 exons. Lineage: Eukaryota; Metazoa; Chordata; Actinopteri; Syngnathiformes; Syngnathidae.